This is a messenger RNA of Pseudo-nitzschia multistriata, 1405 nucleotides long. The record is from the annotation of a GenBank genome assembly. Lineage: Eukaryota; Bacillariophyta; Bacillariophyceae; Bacillariales; Bacillariaceae.
GUCUCUCUUGCUUCACUGCUGCACCGUACGGUACACGCACGGUACCGUACCGCAUCCUUCCCUGCGAUUGUCGUUUCGCUUGCGCCCCGCCCCGWUUGCAGCCAUGGACGACCGCCGAAGCCAUCGCCAUCGCCAUCGCCCCGGUGCAGGAAUCGGGAGCACCGCCCUUGUUCUGGUGCUGCUGCUGCCACUGCUGCCGCCGCUGCUGUUGGCCCUUGCACCCCAUCGGUCCGUCUCCGCCUUUGCCUUUCGGCAGCCGGCCGUUCCUUUCUCCGCUUCGCCCGCGGCGGCCGGCCGGCAAGGCUCCCUCCCCCGCGGCACGGCGCUAASGCUUGCUUCCGAACCAAACUCCAGCGGGGAUUCGUCGUCCGGGGACGGAMAACACGGACCCCCGUUGUUCCGCUUCCGGCGUGCGACCCCCGCGGACGUGGCCCCUUGCUUCGAGAUCGAGUCGGCCUCCUAUCCCCCGGACGAGGCCGCCAGCCUGCGGGCCCUGGCCGACCGCCAGUCCCUCGCGGGGGACUACUUCUUGGUGUGCACCGAAGAAACCACCGGUGCGGUGGCCGGCUUUGUCUGCGCGACGCGGUGCCACGCCUUCACGGAGGCCUCCAUGUCGGAGCCCCACGACCCGGCCGGCCGCCUCCUGGCCGUCCACAGCGUCGUCGUACGGGAGGACMACCGCCGGAAGGGCCUGGCCACGGAGAUGCUCGSCCGGUAUUUCGAGGGCAUUGCUUCCUCGGAAGACGGUGCCGACGCCUCGGAACAGCCCCCCAUCGAGUCCGUCGUCUGCAUCGCCAAGGAGCACCUCCUGGGCUUUUACGUCCGCUGCGGGUUCCGGGUCAACCGGCCGAGCCCGAUCGUCCACGGCAGGGAGCUCUGGUACGACCUGGAACGGGAGCUCCGCACCCCAAACAAAGAAGAGUCGUCGUCGUCGUCGUCGUCGGCGGCGGCGGCGGCAGCCCCCAGGACCCGCCCGGGCCCCGGCGAGUCCUGGUUUUGCAAGACGGAGCGCUUCAAGCCCUCCCUGUCCUUUCCGGAGAUCAAGCCCCACCUGGAGGCCCACUCGGAAUGGGUCCGGUCGCUCCGGUCGUCGGGGGAAGCCUGCAUCGUCUCGGGAUACCGCGUGGACGCCGACGGCAGGCCCGGCGGGGGCGGGCUCAUGUUCCUGGCCGCGGCCUCCCACGAGGAGGCCCUGGAGCUCGUGCGGAAGGACCCCCUGGUCGCCAACGGGUGCGUCGACUGGGAGCUGAACGGCUGGAUCGGCCAGGUCGGGGGCAUCCGCGCRGAGUAAGGAAACGAAGCGACRCACCGCGCCACGGCCACGCGGCGAGRACGAUGCGUGCCCRACACCRARUCCUACCACUAGAGAGUCGAUGGAAUGCCGUAAUUUGCAGUAUAGUAUCAU